UUGAUAUUUUGUACCUAUUUUGUUUGAACUUUGAAUUUCGGAGUUUAAUAAAAUAACUUACUCGUCGAUACAAUAAUGAAUAACGCUUUUACAUCAAAAAUGCCAGAAUCCAAAAAAGUUGGAGUUUGGGCGGAAGGCUCACGUAUUGAAGCCAAGGAAUACGUUAUUCCUAAAAAAUCUGCUGAAUCAAUAGACGAUAUACCGACUAUACCGGAUUUAGAUGAUUUACAAGACAUUCUAGAAAAAGAAGUAACCAAAGCUCCAGUGGCAAAAGUGCAGGAUUCUGAAACAGCAACUACUCUAGCCGAGGUAGGUGGUAUACGAGGUACCAUAGACGGUGUAGAGGCAGCACUAGAAGUCCUUAUGUCAUUUGUACCUGAGGUAGAAGAGGAUGAUGCAGACACCGUAUGGACUAUUGACUCACUGUUAACUCAACUGUCAGAGAAGAACAAUUGAUAUCAAUAUUGUAUAGAAUUGGUAAUACUAAUGAUCUUUAGGAACCAACCCAACCAAGGCCAAUGGCCCAACCAUUGAAAUAUGGUUUAAAAAAAUUAUUUAGUGCCCACCCAGCAGAUUUUGUAGUAUUAAUUCUCAUAUCUAAUAUAAAAAUAAGUCAGGUUUUCCUUCCUGACACUAUAGUUCCAGAAUGUACGAACCGAUUUCCAUGGUUUUGAAUUCGUUGGAAAGGUGAAAAAAACUUCCAAGAGA
Aricia agestis (brown argus) is the source of this 708-nucleotide messenger RNA. RefSeq lists its product as uncharacterized. NCBI's taxonomy places the organism in Eukaryota, Metazoa, Arthropoda, Insecta, Lepidoptera, Lycaenidae. The coding region runs from base 76 to 456 and encodes 126 amino acids. The transcript is spliced from 3 exons. The record is from RefSeq and is a predicted model, not a curated record. Gene Ontology annotation, cellular component: intraciliary transport particle A.